AGAGCUUUGCUGUCAAACUACCGGCUGUGUUCACACUAAGAAGUUCGCUCUGUACCGAUCCGGGCAAUGCUGAAACUAUCCGCCGACUUGGUUUUCCCUUCGCCGUAUAUGAUCAGGCCCCCAGUUUCAGUCGCCAUCCCGCAAGGACGUCGCUUUUCGUCAUUUCUGCGUGCGUGAUACUCUCUGCUAUAUUAUGGAGAAAAUUUGCAACGAGAAGGUCGAACUUGCCCUAUCCGCCAGGGCCACCCGCGGAUCCUUUUAUCGGACAUCUCAGGAUUAUGCCACCACCCAACACCGCUCACCAGAUCUUUUACGACUGGUCUCGACGUUAUGGCGAUGUCAUGUAUUUGGAAGUCAUUGGCAAGCCUAUUGUAGUUCUCAGCAGUGAAGACGCCGCCUCCGAUCUUCUCGAUAAGCGCAGCUCAAUCUACAGCGACCGGUCAUCGUUCCCUUUGCAAGAGAGACUGGGCUGGAAAGACUGGUUAGGCCUUAUGCCAUAUGGCUCAUCCUUCCGAAAAGCACGCAAGACGAUUCAGCUCUUCCUCGAAAAGAACAAGAUGCCCGAAUGCAAGCCCAUUAUUCAAGGCCGUGCAUUCGCUAUUUUUCUGAAGGAGCUGCUGCAAGACCCCACAUAUAUGGAACAGCUGGUGCAUUGCUACUCUUCUACCAUUAUAAUGGACAUCACCUAUGGAUACCAUAUAAGAUCAAAUGACGAUGCCGUUUUCCGCGAUGUACUGCGAUUGUUUCCCAUAUUCGAACGCAGCGCUCAGCCGUCGUUACUGGAUAUCUCUCCUCUCUUUGGCAAGCUACCUGCAUGGUUUCCAGGAGCAUGGUUCAAGAGAUUCGUCAAAGACCCAGUCUACAUCGUGCGGAAAGAAAUGGUUUGCUUCAGUAUCAUUUCACACUUAGUCUCCAUUGUAACAUGCGGGACGGAGACGACUUGGCACACAGUCACUCUCUUCUUUGCAUGUAUGCUCCUCAAUCCCGAAGCGCAGCGCAAAGGCCAAGAGGAAAUUGACAGUAUCGUUGGGAACGGUAGACUCCCUGAUUUCACUGAUCGCGACUCAUUACCAUAUGUCGAGUGCAUCGUACAGGAGACGAUGAGGUGGCACCCCAUUGCACCUCUCGGCGUCCCGCACAGGGUGCAGGUCGAUGACACGUAUCGCGGCAUGUUCAUGCCUGGGGAUGCAACAAUUAUAUCAAACGCCACCACAAUGGUUCUUGACGAGAGGAAGUUCCACGACCCACGCCUUUUCCGACCGGAGCGGUUCCUCCCCAAGCCAUUAGGCGCGGGGGAGGUGCUUUCACCUAGUGUCAUCUUUGGCUGGGGAGGACGCAUCUGCCCCGGUCGCUUCCUAGCUGACCACGCAGUCUGGCUCGCCAUAGCGCGGAUUCUCACCGUUUUCACCAUUUCCAAGAUGAAAGACGAAAAUGGUGAAGAGAUAGAACCUGAUAGAACCUGAGCUUAAAUUUGUCCACGCCAUGACUAGGUAUGCCAACC
Molecule: messenger RNA, 1501 nt
Organism: Phanerochaete carnosa HHB-10118-sp
Lineage: Eukaryota; Fungi; Basidiomycota; Agaricomycetes; Polyporales; Phanerochaetaceae
Exons: 10
Coding region: 279-1463 (394 amino acids)
Molecular function (GO): iron ion binding; heme binding; oxidoreductase activity, acting on paired donors, with incorporation or reduction of molecular oxygen
Source: RefSeq, a predicted model, not a curated record